Messenger RNA from Electrophorus electricus (electric eel), 683 nucleotides. RefSeq names its product NADH:ubiquinone oxidoreductase subunit B10 (gene ndufb10). The record is from RefSeq and is a predicted model, not a curated record. Gene Ontology annotation, cellular component: respiratory chain complex I. NCBI's taxonomy places the organism in Eukaryota, Metazoa, Chordata, Actinopteri, Gymnotiformes, Gymnotidae.
AGCGCGCAUGCGCACUGUCGAGAAAGGCUAGCAUACUGGAGGUCGAACAGAAGGGAUUUUAAAAAAUUUCCCUUCGAUUUCGGGAUUUAAAAUGCCACAGGAUUAUGAUAAAGAUGCUUACCCCGAGCCCCCGAGCCAGACUCCUGUUGUGGAUAAGCAGACUGUUGUCCCUAAUCCAGUCUUAAUUAUAUCAAAGAUCUUCUAUUAUUCUGUGGAUCUGCCUGUGACUACAUUCAGAGACGCUAUCGACAGCAUCCGGGGCAAGAACAAGUACUACUACUAUCACCAGAAAUUUCGCCGUGUGCCGGAGCUGACAGAGUGUCAAGAGGGUGACUAUAUGUGCUAUUAUGAAGCAGAGAUGCAGUGGAGGAGAGAUCAUAAAGUGGACCAGGAGAUCGUGAAAAUUAUUCAGGAACGGGCCCGCGCUUGCCAACAACGCGAGGGCCCCAGCUACAUACAGAACUGCGCAAAGGAGCUCGAGCAAUUUAAGCAGGUCACCAGGGCAUACCAGUCACGCUAUGGGGAUCUUGGAGCAUAUGCCGGUGCCCGGAACUGCUUAAUGAAGCAAAAAGAGCGCAUGAUGUCUGAGGCACAGAAAGCAUAAACCCUUGCUCCUGUCAGUUUCCUUUCUGUGAUGUAUAAAUGUGUACAAUAAAGUUUAUUAAACUGAUUUAUGUAAAUGG